AUGCGCCCGGCGGAGCGACUGGCUGGCGUCAAAAGCUACAACACCAACAUCAACAUCAGCACCGGCAACAACAACAACAGCAACAACAACAACAGCAACAACAACAACCACUAUUCCCGCGUCCACCACGACACUCCCAGGCCCACGAACACGCCAGACCGCACGUCGACCAGGCGCAUCAGUAGCAGCGAGACAAGCGGACGGAGGAGGCGGGCCAGCGAGCAUCCGCAUCCCCUGGGUCUCCUGACACGGACAACUAACUGCCAACACCAACGCCUUCAACCGCUUGCGGCUUUCGUCUGCCCGGAACACAUGGCGCGCCAGCGAGCCUCCUCCAAUGCCUCCACGAUCCCCUCGCUGCCGGACCGCACCCAGGAGCUCGGCAGCAUGUAUGAUUAUCUGGCAAAGGUGAUCCUGCUGGGGCCCAGCGGUGCUGGAAAGUCCGUUUCAACCGUUUCUCUUCUUCUUCUUCUCCUGUCUACGAAUGCCCCAUAUCUAAUAUCCACGUCAGGGCGGGUUCUGUCCUCGCAGACAAUCGGCGUCGAGUUCUCUUCCAAGAUAGUCAAGGUUGGGUCGGGGUCGAGAUGGAAGAGGAUAAAGCUCCAGCUGUGGGAUACUGCUGGCACCGAGAGAUUUAGAUCAGUUUCUCGGUCAUACUAUCGAGGAGCUGCUGGGGCCAUUCUCGUCUACGAUGUUGCAUCCCACUCGUCGUUCAGCGCUCUCCCAACCUUCCUUAUGGACGCUCGUGCUCUGGCAUCUCCCAACUUGACAGUGCUGCUGGCUGGAAACAAGAGUGAUCUGGCUGCGGAUUCGGCUUCGAUUGAGGAGUACUGGGACGACCCUCUCCGACCUCCAGCGACCCCGUCCAGCACUUCAAGUAAACAGACGCCGUUUCCCUUUGAUUCUGGUGGAUCUCUUCGCUCAAUAGGCAGCCCUGGAGUGGGAACUAGACUGACGGCAACUGUCUCACCAGAGGGCCGCGAUGUAUCGCUGGAAGAGGCGUCGAGAUGGGCGUCCAAGUCUAAUAUACCUGUUGCAGUUGAAGUGUCUGCUCUGUCUGGGGACAACGUGGACGAACUAUUUAACAGACUGGCCCGAAUAAUCCUCACCAAAAUUGAACUAGGCGAAAUUGACCCUGAUGAUCCCCAAAGCGGUAUCCAAUAUGGUGAUGGUGGCAUAUAUGGAACCAGUGACGGCGGAAGCAUUCGGAGCGGCAUCACAAUUGACGACUCGCUCGCACAACCCCGGAAACGGAAGCCCAGAAGAGGCGCAUGGUCAUCCGGUAUGAGAGAGUGGGAGGAUGUUUUCCGUUCAAAUCCUCCACGCCAGAGGAACGGCAGAUGUUGCUAG
Messenger RNA from Trichophyton benhamiae CBS 112371, 1350 nucleotides. RefSeq lists its product as uncharacterized. NCBI's taxonomy places the organism in Eukaryota, Fungi, Ascomycota, Eurotiomycetes, Onygenales, Arthrodermataceae. The record is from RefSeq and is a predicted model, not a curated record. Gene Ontology annotation, molecular function: GTP binding; GTPase activity. The transcript is spliced from 3 exons. Gene Ontology annotation, biological process: regulation of endocytosis. Gene Ontology annotation, cellular component: endosome. The coding region runs from base 1 to 1350 and encodes 449 amino acids.